GCACUAAGUCCUGUUGCCACAGCAACCAGAGGAGAAAUCAGUGCAGGGUGAUGCUCCAGCACUACCGCAUUGAGGGGGAUGGAGGGAUAGCACUUUCAUUCGGGCAGAUGGGACCUGAAGACCGCCAAUGACUCACCAGCAAGCGACAAGAACGGGAUAAAAAUACAGGAGAGAUAAGGUGCAGUCACUUCGGACCUUGACUAAAGACAUAAGACAGACACGCUCAAGGGAGAGGGUCGACCUACAGGCAAGAACUAAGGAAAGGAUGUGAUGAGCCAACUCCUCCCGAAGGGGAGGACAUCGGAACUGGGCAUCAGAACAUGAGCUGGACUAUUUAUGUUUAUUUUUUUCGGUGCCAUACGGUGACCUAAUGUAGAGCUAUUUGGAAAAAGACUGGAUGCAGGUUUUCUUUUUCUCUAAUAUAAAUUAUUAGCAACAACAAAAAAAACAAUACAAAACGCAUCAAGCAAUGUAAAAAAACAUCACAUCUGUGUGUUGGUAAAUGCAGCCUUCAAUGAAGAACAAAUCUGAAUACAGAUUUAUCAGUAGCUCAGCUGCUGACAUGAAAACCAUGAAAAUUAAAGGAGACCGAUUACUACCCAGUGUGUUAUUAAGAAAGCAACCUACCAUAGACUGACAGUAACAUCACCACCGUCUCUCUGAUAGCUUAAGAUUGUUCUAAAAGAUAUUCGAAGUAUUUGUAAGCAUGCUUCACUGUGCACUAUCUGUAAAUGCCUGAGUAUGGUCAUUUCAGGGCAUACUGGCUUCUGCAAACAUAUCAGGACCUAGUUAGAAAUGUUUUGAGUGCCAUAAAGUAUUAAGACUGUAGACAGACUGUAAACGGUUCAGGCUGUGUAUGGUUUUUUUUUGGUUUUUUUAAAGAUUGUAUUGAGACUUGAAAUAGCUCCAAAACAAAACCGUGCAUCAGGGAUUUACUAACAGGGAAACCUGUGUCAUUUUGUUUGUGGCUUUUGCUGUGCCAUUUUGUGAGUUUGAGCCCCCCUUACCCCACUACCGUCACCUCACCCUUUGUCCCACAACUCCCACACACCCCACCCUCACCUCACCACACCUCGCCUUGACACCCACCCCCAGCCCCCGACUCUCUCAGGAUGAGCCAAAAGCUGGAGCUAGCGGUGGAGAGCCCGCAGCCUCUCAUCUACACCGUGGAGGAGAUGGAGUGCAAGAUCUGCUACAACCGCUACGACACCCGCACCCGCAAGCCCAAGGUGCUCAGCUGCACGCACCGCGUCUGUGCCAAAUGCCUGAAGAAGAUUGUGGAGACGGGCGAGUCCUCGCCCAGCAUCAUCAGCUGCCCCUUCUGCCGCCACGAGACACACGUGCCCGACGAGGAGAUCUGGCUGCUGAAGGACGACAGCAACAUCCUGGCCAUCCUGGCCUACCAGGACCAGGCCAGGAAGAGCGGCUCCAUCACCCCCGGGGAGGUGCUGCUCACCCCCAACAGCCUGAGCGGCGGCGUGGUCGGUGGUGGUGGAGGAGGGGGCGGCAGUGGGGGCGGCGGCGGUGGUGGUGGGGGCGGCAGCGGGGACCAAUCCCACAGCUCCUCGGACUGCCUGGUGAUCACCAUCAUGGAGGUGCCGGCGGAGUCGCAGUCCUCGGACACCAUGAGCAUGCUGAACAUGGUGCGGCUGUACCGGCCGCCCAGCCUGGACUCGCUGCCGUGCCACCUGCCCAUCCAGAAGUGCCGCAUGUGGACGUCGCGCACCAUCCCCCGCUUCCUCAUCGGCUUCCUCUGCCUGGUCUACUUCAGCUCGCUGCCGCUGGGCAUCUACCUGCUCAUGAUCCAGCAGCUGACGAUGGGCGUGAUCCUGGUCAGCCUGGUGCCCUCCACGCUUGUACUGUGUGUCUUCUACGGCUUCUGCCAAUGCCUGUGCCAUGAGAUCAUGGAGGCCAUCACCACAUAGCGUAGCGGGUUGAAGGAUUGGAAAAAAAAAAAAAAAGUUUCGUCAGGGAGUUACAGUGUGUGGGUCGGUCUGUUUGUCUGUGCGUGUCUGUCGUCCGUCUGUGGGGAGUGACUUCAUAGCGAGACCUGUAAAAGACUCAAGCCAAAUCACUGAUGCAUAUCUUGCCCUGUCCCUUUCGCCCACACCCUCAACUAGCCUGGUCUUGCCAUAUGUAAGCUCUAGUCAAAAAAAAAAUGUCCACGUUACAGAGUUAU
Engraulis encrasicolus (European anchovy) is the source of this 2179-nucleotide messenger RNA. RefSeq names its product E3 ubiquitin-protein ligase RNF182. Bases 1113 to 1925 code for a protein of 270 amino acids. Lineage: Eukaryota; Metazoa; Chordata; Actinopteri; Clupeiformes; Engraulidae. The transcript has 2 exons. The record is from RefSeq and is a predicted model, not a curated record.